This is a messenger RNA of Colletotrichum destructivum, 1264 nucleotides long. RefSeq lists its product as uncharacterized. The coding region runs from base 739 to 1014 and encodes 91 amino acids. The record is from RefSeq and is a predicted model, not a curated record. The transcript has a single exon. NCBI's taxonomy places the organism in Eukaryota, Fungi, Ascomycota, Sordariomycetes, Glomerellales, Glomerellaceae.
GUGCUUUGUCCUGGGCAGGACGUUAAAAGGCCUCGGUUCCCCAUGUUUUGAGAACCGGACGAAUGGGUUUGCAGCUCAGCAUGGGAAAGAGUCCUAGGGCAAUUUUGGGGUUGAAAGACGAUGUCACACCCCUGGCAACCCGAACACGCCAUCUGGCGUUUAGCCCAGACAUGCUCGGAUCGAGCGUUUGGCACGGAAGGGUAGCAGCGGCGCCCUUCAUUGGCCAACUUGGCCCUCGGAUAUUCGACGCCGACACGACGGAUUUUUCGUGCUCGGCACAUGAAUUGACUCCAUGUGCAUGUGGAUGGAUGCCUUGGAGAAAACGAGAUGUGGAGAACGACGGCGCCUGUUGUUCCUCCAACGGAUUUCACAAGGUCGACGACGACCAUACGGUGAUAAACUUGUGUUUUUCACGAGGACGGCCUCACCAGCCGUUCCUCCUACUGAGAUUCCACUCCCAGCGGACGAGCGGUCCUCUGGAUGAGUGACGUGUUCGUGGUAGCCGAUGGCUCCACGAGCAGUACUGUGUUCACUUGCUCUUCACCGCGUCAUGCGCUGUUGAGCAAAACCCGCCGUUUCAACGUGGAUGACUGUCGAAAAUGAUCGAGCAACACAACCGCUGUCGGCAUCACGACAGACGGGGUUAGCCCCUUUUGCGUCGGAGGCGCAAAACGGGCUAUCCAGUGCCAACCAGGCGGGGUCCUUUCUGAAGGAGAUAAGCGCGAUAGUAAGAGCGAUAUGCCGGACAUUGUCAUGUCAAGACCAACGAUCUCCCGCGGCAGAGGUUACUUUGCUCCGGAGCCAGCGUCUCGGACUAGGCCGAGGAGGACCUGCCCCACGAUUCACUCCACCACCCUUUGGGUGCCGAUACGUGGGGACAACGCUUGCGAACGGGAACCUGGAGGGUUCAUGGGCUUGAGCUGGUCGCGUCUCUUUGAUACAGUCACAUCGAUGGCUGUUGAAAAAAGCUCACUGCUCGAUCACAGUUCGGAGUUGAAAAUGGUGUGUCAUUAGGAACAACAGGUGGGGUGUAUUGGUCCAGAGAGGGAUGGCUUUUGAUUCCCUUUGGCUUUAUACGCCUGGACUGCCGAUACACAAGCCUGGCAUUGGUUUCCAACGAUCCAGCUUCGGGAACUUUGAAGCGGAUAAACGUGAUAACGGGGGACAGCAGGUGGGGGGUUCCUGGAUAGAUGGGGAUGACUUUUGAUUCUCUUCAGUCAAAUAUGCCUAGACAGUCGUAGCCCAAACCUGACAUUUGUUCCCA